Molecule: messenger RNA, 3405 nt
Organism: Paramuricea clavata
Lineage: Eukaryota; Metazoa; Cnidaria; Anthozoa; Malacalcyonacea; Plexauridae
Source: the annotation of a GenBank genome assembly
UGAAGGAAGCUCUGGUGAUAACAGUUUGAGAAGUAGCCAUGAUGGUGAAACCGUUGAGGAAAAUAACGAUAACAACGAUGUCAACGACCAAGAUCCGCCUAUAGAUCCUGUGAUGUUAAAGUAUAUGGAAAUGAUUAAACAGCGUCGGGAGACUGAGAAUAAGGUAUAUGCAUGCAAGUAAACGUCAAACCAAUUUACCGCCAAACCAAUAUAACUAAUUAUUUUGACAUUUUUAAUUGUCUCUUUAACAACAGAAUUUUCAUGGUCAUUAUUCACCAUGUUGAACGACGAUGCAUUCAAUUUGUAGAACAAAUUGUUAUCUGCAAGGGUCACUUUAUGACUUACUUUGAUACUUUCAGACCUUAGGAAAGCAUCGAUCCUCGCCACCCCUAUAAUGGAUUUUUGAAAUGACGGACUUUUCAAACUUGCUAGCGCGCGAAAAUCGGCUCGGUGAAGUAGUGAAUGUCUUAACCAUUCAGCGUCGGAUUUCGUAUUUCGUUGCAACUCCUCCCACAAAAUUAAUUGGUUGUUUGAAGUCCGAAAGGUUAAUUGUCAAAUUAUCCAAUGCCACAUAUCACAGCUAUUUUACUCAUGCAUUAACUAUAUUAUAUAUAGUUAUAUAUAAUUUUUAAUAAUUGCAAUUUUUCUUCUAAAAUGGAAAUUCUUCCAUUCACUGCAUAAGUGUUUAUUUCGUAAAGAUAACAAUUAAAACGGCUUCUCUCUUAUCUUCACAGCAUAUUAAACAUCGAGAAAGCCAUGCGGGUUGUAUUUUUUAUAAAAGUAAAACUUAUAAUUUCAAACGAAAGUGUCCCAAUUAUUAUGAAAAAUGAUUGUCUAUCUUGAAAUGUGACAAAAUGUGUAAUAUUAUUUAUAUCAGUUUUAUCAUAUCUUGUUUUCACUUUCGUUUUUCUUCAAUAAUUAUAUAAUUGCUACGCAAUACUUUCUUCUCAGACGAUUGAAGAAAAGUCUGUCAAUAUUAGCAGUAAAGUUGAUUCACACGUAAGUAUAUUCAGACAAUCUUAUUAUCCAUUACUAGAAACACACAUGCAUGCAGCAAUCCCUCGCCUAUAUUUUCCAAACGUUGAUCUACAUGAAGUAUCAGUAAUACUGAACGCAGGCUUGAGUUUACGUCGAUGUUGCCAUGGCUACACGAUAAUAAAACAUGGUAAUUUAGGAAACUUGCAGCAUCAUUGAAAAGGAAGAGGAAGCAGUGCAUGUUAUCCAAGAAAUUAAAGCAACAAAAUUCAACAUUCAAAGCAAACUUGCCUUAUAUGUCACGAUUUCCCAUAGUAAAUCAAUUCUUCUCAUUUCUUCAAACAAAAAUCGUUUCAAAGCUCAAAGUAUGUGAAACAUGAUUUUCCAAAUGUUUUUGAAAAUUGAAAUAUUGCUUAUCCCACUCCUGGCAAACAUCUAUAUUUUCAAGAUCAGUGAGGUCCACUCAUGAACCAUAGUUGCGCGCCCGCGAUUAUUUAUGAAAUUUAUACUUCGCUAAUGCUUUCCUUUGCCCGGUUGUAAAUAUUUCCUUUGCCCGGGCGGAAUUAGUACCGUCGCCCCGGGCAACGCCCGGAACGGCGUGCCGCAUCUUUGGCUCAGGGAUAACCUAAAUAGAACACUUGUACUUUUUUGCUGAAUUGUAAGAAAAAAUAAAGAGUAAACAAAUAUUUAAACUUGUGUUAGCCUUUUAAACUUGGAUUGUUUUUUAUGCGUGUUUCAUGUGCCAUACGUUAAAUAAAAUCAUUGAUGAAAAGUGUUUGUAGAUGGAAAUUUCGAGCAAAUAUCAUAUACAUUUUCACACCUGACCAGCAGCGAAAAAUGCGACCAUAAGCCCUCCAGCCCUGUGAUUCCGGUUCAGCACUUUUACCGCUGAGUUACAGAGUUCAGUUGCCAAGCAAGUUCUUAAUUAAGUGAUGCUAUGCAGUGUAGAGUACAUGGAGAAAUAUUCAAGAUUUUCGGCAUCUCGCUCCGUAGAACUGAAUAAUGAAGGAUUUUCUAGUUGGAAAUUUUGAGCAAAAAUUGAUAUACAUUUUUUACUUUGUAUGUAUGUAGGAUGUCAGUGAUCAGGAAAGUCGUGUUUCGAAUGGCAAAAAUGAAGAUUUGAGGUAAGGAGUAACUUCCAGAUUACUAAAUUAAUCUUAAGUACACUUCUAUAAUCGCGAUCCUAAUUCUGUAAUUCUAACUCUAAUCUUAAUAACCAUUACCGUAAUCUCUUUCCCAAACCGAACCCAUGCCACUUAACGCUUAACCUAAAGCUUCCCUUUAAAGAUCGGCCCGUUCAAAUGCACCCGACAAUGUUGGCCCAAUAUCACGCAACACCGUGGAAGCAUUCGGUUUAUCUGUUUAUUUUUCAAAUCUUUUUAAGAAAUUGAUGGGAUUUAUCCAAAUUGAAAAUCUUUACUUUAAGCUCAACAUUUGCCAUGGAAUUAGUAAUAAACAUUAUUUUUGGAAUUGUUGGGUUGAGCUAAGAAUGUGGUGAUGGUGUCCUCGUAUUGUUACAUGUAUUGCUAUAGCCAACCGCCUACGUGGUUUUCUUCGUAGAAAUUGCACCCAAAUUACUCUUUUGUCUUGCACUUGUCCGGUCUCACCUGUCUUGUAUGCCAGUGAGGUCUGCAACUCGAAUUUCUUCACGUGAUCUUAUGAUCCUGGAGAGUGUUCAAAGACGAGCGACCAAGUUCAUACUCCAAGGCUAUGAGUUGUCUUAUCCUGAACGCCUGAAAAAGCUUAAUUUAUUGCCCGUGUCGUACUGCAUGGCUAGAAAUAAAGAAUCGCAUCUUUUUCUUGGAAUGAAAGGAUGGUCUCUACGAUCUGGAUAUUUCUUCUUAUGUUAACUUUUCCUCCCACCGCUCCUCACGCACCCGUUCAAGCAAUGCCAAUUUGCUUUAAAUAAAUUCUUGUAGGACUUCUUUUUUUAGAAACUCUUUUUUUAUCGUAUUGUCUUUCUUUGGAACAAUCUAUCACCGAUAAUUCGUCACAGUUCAUCUGUUUCCUCCUUUAAACGCCAACUCCACAUUCAUUACUCUUCUAAAUUAGAUUCUACGUUUGAUGUUAACACAAUGCGCUGUUGGUUGGUUUUCACAUGGGACCCAUGUCCUGCUGACCACAUCCUCCACCAUACUUUUAUUAUGUAUAAACAUUUUGUAUUCUUAUAUGGUUGUAAAGAAAAUAAAAAAUGUUGGGGCCGCUUGAACGGGCAUUGGGAUACCAAUGUUAUUUUAAAGACAACAGCGUACUUUGAAUGGUUCGUAUUUUGUCUGCAUGGUGUUAACAUAUUUCCUCUCACAUUUUUUGCCAUUUCUGCAUAGUAUUGUUAACUGUCUUGUUCUCCUUGCUAUACUGAGAAUCGUUUGAAUGAAAACUUAUUUUUUUAGUAUGGGAAAGUUGUCAGAUGAUGAUUUUAACUGGGAGUGA